Molecule: messenger RNA, 3808 nt
Organism: Phycodurus eques (leafy seadragon)
Lineage: Eukaryota; Metazoa; Chordata; Actinopteri; Syngnathiformes; Syngnathidae
Gene: rnf2
Product: ring finger protein 2
Exons: 9
Coding region: 96-1124 (342 amino acids)
Cellular component (GO): PcG protein complex; ubiquitin ligase complex
Molecular function (GO): chromatin binding; ubiquitin protein ligase activity
Source: RefSeq, a predicted model, not a curated record
GAGAAGAAGAAAGCCUCCUGGUCUUCCUCCUCGGCCAUAUUGCAUACACCGAGACGUACUCUCUUCGAUCAACCGAUACCUUUAAUUUUACGGUGAUGACUCAAACAGUUCAGACCAAUGGGGUUCAACCCCUCAGUAAGACCUGGGAGUUGAGCCUUUAUGAACUACAGAGAACUCCACAGGAAGCUAUAACAGAUGGGUUGGAGAUUGCAGUUUCACCCAGGUCAUUACACAGUGAACUAAUGUGUCCUAUCUGUCUGGAUAUGCUGAAAAACACAAUGACAACCAAAGAAUGCCUGCACCGUUUCUGUGCUGAUUGCAUUAUCACAGCUUUGCGAUCUGGCAAUAAAGAAUGUCCUACGUGUCGCAAGAAGUUGGUUUCCAAGAGAUCGCUGCGUCCAGACCCUAAUUUUGAUGCCCUGAUAAGUAAGAUUUACCCCAGCCGUGAUGAGUAUGAAGCGCACCAGGAAAGAGUGUUGGCUCGCAUUAGCAAACAUAACAACCAACAAGCCCUUUCUCACAGCAUAGAGGAAGGACUAAAGAUACAGGCUUUGACAAGAUUGCAGCGUGGUAAAAGACAAACGGUGGAGAAUGGUAGUGGAGCUGAAGACAAUGGAGACUCCUCACACUGCAGUAAUGCGUCUGUCCACAGCAAUCAGGAGGCUGGUCCCAGCAUAAAGCGCACUAAAACAAGUGAUGAUAGUGGACUUGAUAUGGACAAUGCUGCUGAGAAUGGCGGCGGUGACUCUGUUAUUGACAGCGGUGCCAGCGAAAUAGAACUGGUUUUCAGGCCUCAUCCCACACUGAUGGAAAAGGAUGAUGGUCACAACAGUGUGGAGUUUGUGCCGCGCUACAUAAAGACAUCUGGAAAUGCAACAGUGGAUCACCUCUCUAAAUACCUGGCUGUCCGUCUGGCUUUGGAGGAGCUUCGAAGAAACACAGAGGCGAGUCCUGUUAAUAUGGAGGCAGCUUCAGAGAAACAGUACACCAUCUACAUACCUACUGCUGGAAACCAGUUCACUGUUCUGAAUGGUUCCUUCUCUUUGGAGCUGGUCAGUGAAAAAUACUGGAAGGUGAACAAACCCAUGGAACUAUACUUUGCCCCUACUAAAGAACACAAGUAAAGCAUAUAAAAGCAGCUUCAGUCAUGAAGUAAAGCUGUGUACUGGGACCUGUGUCCACGAAGAAGGUAAAAUGUGUCUGAAGGAAAUGGGGAAGAGAAAAAAAAAAACAAAAAACAAAAAAAAACUCUUAUAUCCUCUUAAUAUCAUUGUCUUAUCUCUUUAGACGUUAGCAGACUACUGCAGCAUCCAACAGGUGCAACCAAGUGAUAAUAGACCACUAGGAACUAGCAAUUGUAGAUUAAUUCACCGGGGUAAUUCAGUUUGAAAUGGCAACAUUAUGGUUUCAACAUUUAUUAUUCGUCUUCAUGAACACUCCCCUGGCUGUAGUUCAGUUUGAAAUGGCAACAUUAUGGUUUCAACAUUUAUUAUUCGUCUUCAUGAACACUCCCCUGGCUGUAGUUUUACUGUAGUCUGUCUUGCAUUGAAUUUGAUGAGAAUUUAAUCUUGGUUUUGUAGUCUUUGAAGCAUGUUCAUACAAUGUCAGAAAAUAGGACAAUAUCAAAAUGUGCCAUUUGCCCCAGAGAAUGUAAGGGAAUUUAUCAGUUAAUGCCCCUUUUCCAGUGCACUGUACUUACUCAGCAUGUACCACCCACUACUUACUCACAAAUGUCUCUUCUUAUCGUGGACGAUACUGGCAUGCCUCAAAAUAAUUACAGGAGACCCUGAGUCUCCUGUAAUUGUGAUGCUAUUUGAAGAUGGACUGACCUAAAACAAGUUAAGCAGAGCUGAGCUGGCACUUUGCAGUGUAAAAGCGGCAUAAAUGACUGCAGUUUUUGAUUCAUUGACCAUUAUGUUGGCAUUUACUUCUUAAUUCCCUUUUAAAUGUGUUUAAUUUAAUCAAUAAACGGCAGAUUGCCUGCGCUAACAUGUUCUCAUUCUGUUUUAUGUAGUCAGUCAAUCUCUCUUUCAGUGUGCAGUUUUUGUUGUUGUGUUGCUGUUAAACCUAGGCUCAAAUAUAGUCCCCUCCAAAAAUACUGGAACGGCAAGGUCAAUUCUUUUGUUUUUCUUGUAUACUGAAGACAUUUGGGUUUCAGAGCAAAAGAUGCAUAUGAGACAAAAGUUCAGAGUUACAGCUUUUAUUUAAUUAACAUUGAGAUGUGUUAAAGAACUCAGGACAGAGCACUUUUUAUUUGAAGCCACCCAUUUUUUAAGUGAGCAGAAGUAUUGGAACAGACAUUAUUUAAUUAACUUAAGGUAAAAAACAUUUAAUAUUUGGUGGCAUAACUGUUACUUGCAAUAAUUGCAUCAAGCCUGCGACCCAUUGACUUCACCAGAUUAUUAUAAUUGCUUUUCCAGGCAUUUACUGCAGCCUUUUCCAGUUAUUUUUUGUUUCUGAAGAUUUCUCCCUUCAGUCGGUAAAAUGCAUGCUCUAUUGCAGGGGUUUCAAACUCACUUUUGUUACGGGCCACAGCGUAGUUAUGACUUUCCUCGGAGGUCCGCUACAACUGUGAACCCGUAUAAAUGAAAGUUUACCUCCUAUACUGUAAUUACAUACAGUAUACACAACACAUUAUUGAAUAGCCAGUUUUGCAAUCAGAAGCCUAUAAAAAACAUGUUGUUCAACUAUUACAUUUCUUUUCAAAGGGGGAUUGGUAUCAAAAAACUGAUUGCAAAUAUCUCAAUGGUAUUACACCAGAACACGAGGAAUUUUUAUUUGCUUUCGCGGGCCACAUAAAAUGAUGUGACGGGCUGGAUCUGGCCCCCGGGCCACCAGUUUGACACCUGUGCUCUAUUGGGUUAAGGUCCGGUGAUUGACUUGGCCAGUCUAAGACCUUCCACUUUUUCCCCCUGGUGAAAUCCUUUGUUGUGUUAGCAGUGUGUUUUGGGUCAUUAUCUUGUUGCAAGAUGAAGCUUCUCCCGAUUAGUUUGGAUGCAUUUUUCUUUAAAUUGCCAGACAAAAUGGUUUUGUAGACUUCACAAUUCAUUCUGCUUCGACCAUCAUGCGUUUCAUCAUCAAUAAAGACAAGUGAGCCCUUUCCAGAAGCAGCCAUGCAAGCCCCAAGCCAUGACAUUACCUCCAACAUGCUUCACACAUAAUGUGUGAAGCAUGACUGGUGUCUUUGCGUUUUUCUUCACAGCUCCCACAAUGUUUCUGUCAUCAACUGCUGUCGAUACCUUUGGCCGACCUGUUCGAUGUAUGUUGCUCAGUACACCAGUAGUUUUUCUUUUUCAGGACAUUUCAAAUGUUGAAGUGGCUAUGCCCAAUGUUUGUCCAAUAGCUCUGGAUAUUCUCUCCUCUUUCAGCUCCAAAAUAGCUGGCUUUUCUUCCAUAGACAGCUCACUGGUCUUCGUUUGCUUAACAACAAAUGUAGUUUUCACAAGUGAAACCGAAAGCCAAAAACAACCAUUAUCGAGUUGUUUAAGCAAUCAAUCGAAAAGGCAACACCUGAGCAACUUUUCCUCACUUGAAAACUGGCGGGUUCAACAAAAGGUGCUCUGUCCUGAGUUGUUUCAUGUAGCUCCUAAAUGUAAACACCAUGAAAUAAAAGCUGGAAUUCUGAAUGUUUGCCUCAUAUUUGUCUUUUGAUCUGAAACCCAAAUGUCUUAAGUAUACAACAAAAACAAAAUAAUUGACCUUUCUGUUCCAAUACUGUUGGACGGGAAUGUAUAUUGUAUUUCUCAAAAGGAUCAUUUUCAUCUGAUGUUUAAGUGCCAUUUUGUAAAAUUAAAAUUCACUUCCAAGA